This is a messenger RNA of Pedinophyceae sp. YPF-701, 2253 nucleotides long. The record is from the annotation of a GenBank genome assembly. Lineage: Eukaryota; Viridiplantae; Chlorophyta; Pedinophyceae.
AUGACUUCGGACCGCACGCUCCUCCUGGAGCCCGCCUCCAAGGUCGCGAAGGCCUUCAACAAAGAGCCUUUCGAGAUCCCCGCGUCCGGCUUCGUGCUCGGCCGCGCGCCCCCCAAGGACAACAUCAAACUUCCCGCGGGCUGGCUGCAGGUGUCGAGCAAGCAUUGUUCCAUCCAGUGGAAGGACAUUGGCGGCCAGCAGGGGUGGUACGUGAAGGACACAAGCACGAACGGCACCUUCCGGAACGACAAGCAGGUCGAGAGGGGCGUCGACGUCCUCAUCCGCCCCGGGGACACGCUGACGCUCGCGCGCCAGAACCCCAAGGAAGAGCGCGAUACGGAGGUGCGCUACAUCGUGAGCACCCUGGAGCGCAGCGUCCCCAGGAGCCCGGAAAACGGCAGCCCCCUCACUCGGGACCUCUCAGCUGCCGCCUUCCACGCCCCGACGCCCCGCGCCUGCCCGCCCGAGAAGCCCGACGCCGCCCCGUCGCCCGCCGCCGCCGAGCCGGACGACGUCGGGAUCCUGCGCGCCGCCGCCGUGUACGCCGAACGCAACAAGGAGCUGACUGCGAAGAUCGCCGCCAAGGACCGCGAGAUCGCCGAACGCGACGCGCGCCUCCAGGAGGAAGCGCGACGCGCGCGCGAGGCGCGCGUGGACCUCGAGGCGAAGAUCCGCGCGCUCGAGGACGCGGCGCGGGCGGCGGACGAGCACCGUCGCCGGCAGGACCUGCAGCUGCGCGGGGACGUGUCGCGCCUGGCGGGCGAGGCCGAGGGGCUCCGCGCGGCGGUGCGGGAGCUCGAGGCGCGCGCGCAGGCGGCCGAGAAACGCGCGAGCGACGCCGAGCGGGCCGCGAGGGACGCGGCGAGCGCCCGGGAGGAGGCCGUGAAGUCUGCUGUGGAGGCGGAGCGGGCGCGGCACGCGGCGGAGCGCGAGGCCGCGGACCUGCGCGCGGCGUGCCAGCAGGAGCGCGCUGCUGCGGAGCAGUCCGCUGCCGAGGCGGCCGCGGCGCGCGAGGCGGCGCGGGCGCUCGCGGCCAAGGAGGAGGGCGCGCGUGAGCGCGCGCGCGAGCUCGAGGUGGAGUGCGAGGCCCUGCAGCGCGUGAAGGAGUCCCUGCAGGAAGAGAUUCGGUCCGCCCUGGACAGCUACCAGGUCAAGCAGGCGGCGUUCCGGGAGGCGGCCAAGGCGAUGAAGCAGGACUACGUGCGGAGCACGGCUGUGGUCGCGGAGACGCACGCGCGCUUCCUGGAGGGGCUGAACGGCAUGAUUGACGCCACGCACGAGUCGCAGCAGCAGAUGGAGGCGCGGGGGGUGUGGCGGGAGCACGCGAGGUCGCCCGGGCUGGUGGGCGCGGCCGGGGGCGGGACGGAGCUGGAGGCCUCGCCUGGGCAGGGGGAGGGGGCGGGUGUGGUGGCGACGCAGGUUGCGGCAGGGGAGGUGACGCCGGCGCGCGAGGCCGUGGACGCGGUGCUUGCGGCCGCGGUGGCGGCGGCGGCGGCCACGGACGGGGCCGGGAGCAGCGACAAGCGCCGCGCCGGCGAGGAGGCGGGCGCCGGGAGCACGGAGCACGCGGCGAAGCGGCAGCGCGGCAGCACGAGCUCGGACGGCGAGCAGCGCACGUCGCUCGCCGCGGCGCUCGAGGCGGCUGCGCACGCGCACGACGACGCGCCCGCCGCCAAGCAGGCACCGCCCCAGCGCCUCGACACCGCUCCGUCCCCUGCCGCGAACAACGGCAGCGAGGGCGACGACAGCGGCAGCGAGGGCAUCGACAUCGUCGAGGGCCCGGCGGCGGCCGCGGAGGAGCCGCGCGUGGGCGAUGGCAGCGACAGCGAGGGCGACGACAGCGACGACGAGGGCGACGGCAGCGACGACGGGGGCGACGACAGCGGCGAGCACGCGAGGGCGGACGAGGCCACGCCGGCGAAGAGGAAGACUCGCACGUUCAAGGUCACGGGCAACUCCCAGGAGGCGUACGGGUGCUGGGUCGACCAGGACGGGGUCAAGAUUGACAGGCGCAACUUGUCGGACUACUCCCCCGUCCUGGGCCCGGCGGCGGCGCCGGCGGCCGCGGAGGAGCCGCGCGUGGGCGCCGUUGCUGCGGCGGGGCCCGAGGCGGAGGCUGCUGCGGUAGCGGCGCACGGGACGCCCGAGGGGAUGGUGCGGGACGCGCUGGCGGGGUCGCAGGCCGGGUCGGAGGCGCUGGGGCAGUCGCCUGGGCCGCUGGCGGCGUCGCCGGCGGGAGUUUGCCGCGGGUGA